AUGUCAAAACAGGACGACGAUAUGUACUUGCCGGAGUACGAGGGAGAUAUUAGUUUCUUCCCUGAUACUGACUUAGAGACGGAUUCGGCCAAUAUUGACGCUCCGAUAGAAGAGAUUCUCAAGACUAGUACUGAUGAGUUACAAGAUCCACCAGAUUGGACGCAAUUCGAAUGGCCACAACCUGACGAAUCAUCUCCUUGGGCCGAAUCAUCCGAUUCCAUACCCUUUUUCUCUGCAUCGAACGCACAAGUACAACAAGUACCACCACAAAAAUCGCGCAACAGUCGAGACCAUCCGACACGAAUGACACGACGAGUGAAAGAGAAGAAAGCAUUAUCCUUUGACGAUUUCUCCAGGGUGAUGUAUGAUUACCUCUCUCAGAAACAAAUGCAAGAAGAUGAUGAUUUGUCUUAUUGCACUCAAGAGCACACACAAGCAAAGGAGAACUAUCACCGAGUGAUUGAACCUACAAGAGAAGGAGCGGGGAAUGAUUCAAUAGAAGUUGCAGGUUCUCCAAAAGUGAAAGAUGACGAAAAUUCAAUAGAAGUGAUCGAGAGCGUUGAGGAGGACAGUGACGCCACUAUUGUGGUUUCCACUUCCGAUAAUGAAGAACCUCCAAUAAUAGAGGAUUGGCAGGUUGGAAGCUCGACGAGGACAGGCCCGUCUGGUAGACGUACUACAUAUUCGGAAUAUACGCACAAGAAGAAAGCAAGUACACAAAAACGCCGAACUUGGAGGUCGUAA
This is a messenger RNA of Tremella mesenterica DSM 1558, 744 nucleotides long. RefSeq lists its product as uncharacterized. NCBI's taxonomy places the organism in Eukaryota, Fungi, Basidiomycota, Tremellomycetes, Tremellales, Tremellaceae. Bases 1 to 744 code for a protein of 247 amino acids. The record is from RefSeq and is a predicted model, not a curated record. The transcript has a single exon.